GAUAUGGCUGGCGCAUUUGAGGUUCUUCUUUUUGGGGAUGAGACGGGCGAUUUUCGCGAGCCUUUAGACACGCUCUGUGAGCGUCGGAAGGGUGUUGUCUUUCUACAUUUCAUCCAGAGACUGCAUGAGGUUCUUCGCGAUGAGAUUCACAAGCAACCCCGUCAUGUGCGAAAUCAGAUUCCUCCUUUCACAGAUAUUCCAGAUCUCGUGAGGAGGUAUCGGGAGUCGGGCACUCGGAACCCGAUUCUCGAAUCUACUCUGACUUGCAUAUGUCAGUUAGCAAGUGUUAUGAGUUAUUUCGACGACCAUCCCUCUCAAUAUGUCGUCCCAUCCGAUACCGUGCUAGCAGGUCUAUGCACUGGCCUGUUAGCAGCUACCGCCGUAUCAGCAAGUCAAAGUCUUGUGGAUCUGGUACCGAUUGCAUUGGAGACUGUUCGAGUGGCGUUCCGAGUGGGCACAAAAGUCUACCAGGCCGCACAGAGGUUAUCAACGAUCAAAGAUGGGGACGCCAACCGGAGCUGGUCCACCCUCGUCAUUGGAGUACAGAAAGAGCUCGCGGUUUCUGAGCUCGAAAAGUUCAAUAAGACCAAGGCUCUUCCCAAGGCCAGCUAUGCAUACCUAAGCUCAGCGAGCAGAGAUACUGUUACCGUGAGCGGACCACCGGAAACCUUAAAAUCUUUGUUCAAAGAUUCCCCGAGCUUUACGAAUCGCAAGUUGAUCAAGCUUGAUAUCUUUGGACCCUUUCAUGCACCUCAUCUGUACGAUGACGCAGAUGUCGAUGAGAUGGUUGAACCUAUUUCUGACGCUACCAUCAAAUCGAUCCGGCCCCUGGUUGAAGUAGUCUCCGGCAACCCUAAAGUUGCUGCUCCUGAAUCAAAUUUCCUCCAGCUCAUGAGGGGAAUCGUGCGUGAGAUCUUGAUCGAGCCGCUGUCUUUUGAUGGGCUAUUGGCUGAGAUCGCUACCAAAGGGCGAGACUCCGACGAGAACAAAUGCCGGGUCACUUCCGUUGGUCCAUCAAAUGCUACGGGCAGUAUAGCCUCUGCGCUCAAAACGGUCAAAGGUCUAGACGUCCGUGUCGGCAAGCAGUUUGGAUCACUGGAAGCCUUUUCCAAAGCAACUGAAAACACCACGAAGAUUGCUAUCGUGGGAAUGUCUGGCCGUUUCCCUAGCGCUGAUACUAUUGACAAUUUCUGGAAUGUGCUAGAACAAGGACUGGAUCUCCAUCGACCAAUUCCUCCCGAUCGAUGGGAUGUUGACGCGCACACCGACCCAACAGGAAAGAAGAAAAAUACCGGGCACAGUCCCUAUGGCUGUUUUAUUGAAGAGCCUGGCCUUUUCGACCCAAAGUUCUUCAACAUGUCACCCCGUGAAGCCUACCAAACCGACCCGAUGCAAAGGCUAGGCAUUACUACAGCUUAUGAGGCGCUCGAAAUGUCUGGGUUCGUUCCUAACAGAACUCCUUCAUCGAUGUUGGCGCGUAUCGGAACCUUCUAUGGCCAAACCAGUGACGACUGGCGACAGGUCAACGCAGCGGAGAACAUCGACACUUACUAUAUCCCUGGAACCAUCAGAGCCUUUGCCUCUGGUCGCAUCAACUACCACUUCAAAUUUGGUGGACCAAGUUACUCUGUCGACACGGCAUGUUCUUCGAGUUUCGCGGCCAUUCAGCUCGCGUGCUCAGCUCUUCGCGCAAAAGAAUGUGAUACCGCGAUAGCUGGUGGCCUCAAUGUCAUGACUUCCCCUGAUCUAUACGCGGGGCUUAGUCGAGCACAGUUUCUAUCGAAGACAGGCUCAUGUAAAACUUUCGAUGACGGAGCGGACGGUUUCUGCCGUGGAGAUGGAGUUGGCGCUGUGGUCUUGAAAAGACUAGAGGAUGCUGAAGCCGAUAACGACCCUAUCCUAGCAGUGGUCUUGGGAACUGCAACGAAUCAUUCGGCCGAUGCUGUUUCAAUGACUCAACCGUACGCUCCAGCUCAAGAGUUCUUGUACAAGAAAAUCUUGAACGAUGCGGGAGUGGAUGCUCGCGAUGUCAGCUAUGUGGAAAUGCAUGGUACUGGCACGCAAAUCGGCGAUGGUACCGAGAUGAAAUCGAUUUCCAACGUUUUCGCUCCACGACACCAAGGACGAUCUGCUGAUCAAUUACUUCACCUCGGAGCUUUGAAAUCAAAUAUCGGCCACGGAGAAGCUUCAGCUGGUAUCGCAUCGCUAAUGAAAGUCUUAAUCAUGAUGCAGAGGAACGCUAUCCCGCCCCAUGUAGGCAUCAAAGGUGUUAUUAACCAUACCUUCCCGGCAGACAUAGAGGAAAGGGGAAUUCGUAUCGCGUUCAAACAGACCCCUUGGCUUCGCCCAACUGGUGGCAAAAGAUUGGCGUAUCUGAACAAUUUCGGCGCUUCAGGUGGCAAUACCGGCAUGCUUCUCGAAGACGCGCCCAUGCACGUUCCAGGGGAGCCCGACCCUAGAGGGUCUUUCGCCAUUGCUGUCACAGCACGAUCAGCAUCGUCGUUGAAGAACAACAUCCAGAAUUUGAUCGAUUAUAUUGAUCAAAGACCAGAUGUAUCGUUGCCGAGUCUCUCAUAUACUUUGGCUGCGAGAAGGAUACACCAUCAGUUCCGCAUCUCGUUCGGGGCAUCCAAUCUUGCCGAAGUUAGGAAAGGUCUAGUCUCAGCUCAAAACCAAACUGUCAAAGCCCUUUCGAACAAACCCCCCAGUAUGAUGUUCCUCUUUACUGGUCAAGGAUCUCACUAUCCUUCGCUCGGCAAAGAAUUAUUCGAGGAUUCAGAUCAAUUCCGCGCUGAUAUUCUGGAUUUUGAUCGAAUCGGUCGGCACCAAGGUUUCCCAUCCAUCCUCCCUCUGAUCGACGGGUCCAUCUCCGAUAUGGCAUCACUUCCGCCGGUCAUUGUGCAACUCGGGCUGACCUGCAUUCAAAUGGCUUUGGCACGGUUAUGGAAAUCUUGGGGAAUUGUACCAAGCGCUGUCGUUGGCCACAGUCUUGGACAGUAUGCGGCAUUGAACGUCGCAGGCGUUCUUUCCGUGAGCGAUACCAUCUUCCUUGUUGGUCGGAGAGCAGAACUGCUCGAAGAGAAAUGUACCAUUGGGACGCACGCAAUGUUGGCCAUAGGCGCAUCCGUUGAUUCUGUUCAAGAGCUCCUGGAUGGCGAGGAUUUGGAAAUUGCUUGUGUCAACGGCCCUCGCGAGACAGUGAUCAGUGGUCCUACCGAGCAAAUGAUGACAUACUCCAAGACGCUGAAAGAGGCUGGCACGAAGUGUGUCGUCCUGCCAACAGCUUACGCCUUCCACUCCAGCCAGGUAUCUACCAUCAUGGACUCACUAAGAAAAGUUGCGGAGUCGAUUACUUUCCGUGAUCCGGAUAUCCCGGUCGUUUCACCCUUGCUCCGAGCUGUCAUUAAGCGUGGUACUGUUUUCGGCCCCGAAUUCUUAGCUCGUCACGCAAGGGAGCCAGUCCAUUUUGCCGGAGCACUUGCAGCUGCUAAGAAGGAUGGUUUGAUAACCCCAACAACCGUCUUUUUGGAGCUAGGGCCUACGCCUGUUGUUUCCGCGUUUGUCAAGUCCAACCUGGGUACCGAUGUUGUUACAGCAUCCUCUCUCCGUAAAAACGAAAAUGCCUGGAAAUCAAUCACCAACGCACUCAGUGUCCUACACACCAGCGGAGCCUCAAUUGCCUGGAAUGAAGUAUACCGCGGGUACGGAUCAUCGCAUGAAGUUCUCUCGCUUCCACGUUAUGCAUUUGACCUCAAGAACUACUGGAUCAACUACACAAACAACUGGCAAUUGACCAAGGGGGAGCUGAUGCAGGCGCCAGUCAAGGCCAAGAGGCCCAAAGAUAGAAAGACGACUGCCUCAAUCCAGAAGAUCACCAAGGAAGAUAUUGGGAAGAAGACAGCCACGUUGAUCGCCGAAUCCGAUUUGAUGGAACCUGACCUCCACGAAGCCAUCUUUGGACACUUGAUCAACGGAUCUGCUCUCACUCCAUCGGCGGUAUACACCGAUAUGGCAUUAACCCUUGCAGGCCAACUCUAUCGAAAGACAGCCGAGAAACCCCAGGAAGAUAUUGGCAUGGAUGUCCGUCAUCUUGAAAUCAUCAAACCAUUGAUCGCAAAGCCUCGCGAUUCUAAGAAGCCACACAUCGUGAAGAUUACUGCCACCGCAGAAAGACCUAUCACUGCCGUCAAUGUCAAUUUCACUAGCCUCUCAGCCGAUGGUAAGACAACGGACUUGCAUGCUUCAUGCACUAUUCAGUAUGGUGAUACCAAGGCAUGGAUGAGCGAAUGGGAACGUAUCGCUUAUCUCAUUCGUUCACGAGUGAACUUGCUCGCGCAAGGUCUUGAGAGUAAGGCUACGGAAAAAAUCGGUCGCAAGGAGACUUACGAAUCGUUCUCAUCUCUGGUUAACUAUAGCAAAAAGUACCAUGGUAUGAAGGAUGUUCUUAUCGACAGCAAAAACUUCGAAGCAGCUUCGUUGAUCGAGUUUACUGCUAAGGAAGACGACGAUGACUUCGCGUACAAUCCCUACUGGAUCGACAAUAUCGCUCAUCUCUCUGGAUACGUCCUCAAUGGCUCCGACGCUGUUGAUCACGGCAAGACAGUUUACAUUUCCCAUGGCUGGGAGUCUUGUCGCGUUGGGCGUCCGAUAUCUGGUGACAAGGCCUAUCGGAAUUACGUCAAGAUGCAGCCCGGACCCAAAAACACCAUGGCUGGCGAUGUGUAUGUUUUCGAUGACAAGGAUAUAGUUGCUGUCAUUGGUGGUGUGAAAUUCCAGGCCAUCCCCCGCUCUCUUUUGAACAAACUCCUUCCACCCACCAACGGCUUCGUCCCAAUGUCAGUCCCACAAAACAAUACUCGGAAGCUGGAAGCGAAGCCUCAAAAGGUAUCCAAAGUUCAGCAAAAGCCCGCGCCUCCUCAACCUCGUCCAGUCGCUCAAAGAAAGGUUAGCCCUAUCAUCGAUACCUUUAUCAGCAUCAUUGCCGAUGAGUUGGGUAUGGAGACUUCCGAAUUGCUUGACGAAACUGAGUUUGCCGAUAUCGGGGUCGACUCACUCAUGUCACUCUCUGUCACUGGUAGAAUACGGGAGGAACUUGAUAUGGAUGUUCCAACAUCGCUUUUCACGGACAACACAACUAUAGGUGGGGCCAAAGCUGCUCUGUUGGCUCUCCGGGGUGAUGACGCUCCUGCAACAGCCGAUGCAGCCAGUAUCGAAGAAACCCCUUCAGAUGAAAGUGAAGACGAUGAGGAAGAAGAUGAAGAUGAUGAAGAUGAUGCGACUGAGUUGUCCACUGAAGUCGGAGAUUUCAACGGCGCCACUGUUAUUUCCGGUGGAGCUAUCGACAAGAUCCUCGAGAUUAUCUCCGACGAAUUAGGCACGGAGCCAUCAGAGCUCGACGAUGUUGCUGAAUUUGGCGACAUGGGUGUGGACUCACUCAUGUCCUUGUCUAUCACGGGACGUAUUCGCGAGGAACUGGACAUGGACAUUCCUUCAUCGUUCUUCACGGACAAUCCUACCGUCGGUGACGCCAAAGCUGCCAUUUCUGCAUUGGGUGGGGAGAGCCUGAGUGGCACCGUUACCCCCGACAGCUCAGGUGACAGCGCACUUGAAGAGAGCGGCGCAACAUCUAUCAAUUCGGAAGAUGAAGAGCCUGAGAAACCACUGCCGGCAGCAUCAUCUAUACUUCUGAGAGGUAACCCGAAGAACGCAGCAAAGACUAUGUUCUUGUUUCCCGAUGGGUCUGGCUCCGCUACAUCUUACUCAGUCUUCCCGCCUGUAUCUCCCUCCGUCUGUCUCUACGGCCUCAACUGUCCAUUCAUGAAGACCCCUGCAGACUAUACUAACGGCAUCAAGGGAGUUGCCCUUCAGUAUCUAACCGAAAUCAAGCGCCGUCAAAGCAGAGGGCCAUACAACUUGGGUGGCUGGUCUGCCGGUGGAGUCCUUGCUUACCAAGUCGCCUGCGAGCUGCAGAAACUUGGUGAAGAAGUCGAAAACCUGGUCCUGAUUGAUGCUCCCUGCCCUAUCAACAUCGAGCCCCUGCCCUCAGAGUUGCUACAUUUCAUGGACAAGAAGGGACUGCUAGUCAGCCAAAGCAAUUCUACAACUCCGCCAUCAUGGCUUAUUCCGCAUUUCGAGGCGAGCGUAAGAAAUCUUGCAAGCUACAAACCGGUACCUAUGGACCCAAGCAAAGCACCCAGAACGCUCAUCAUCUGGGCCCGAGAGAGUCUGUACCAGAAUCCAAAUGACGAUGGGGAGCGUUUCCCGAGAUCAGAGGAUGAGCCUUCAAGCCUUGCGUUCUUGCUUGACGAUCGCGAAGAUUUCGGAAGUAAUGGUUGGGGGCAGUUGUUAGGCGAGGAGAAUAUCUCGUGUGUGAGCACCAAGGGAAAUCAUUUCACAAUGAUAAGAGAACCAGCUGUGAGGGAGAUGGCUACAUUGUUGCGACGUGGACUUUGGGUAUUGUAA
Periconia digitata is the source of this 6462-nucleotide messenger RNA. NCBI's taxonomy places the organism in Eukaryota, Fungi, Ascomycota, Dothideomycetes, Pleosporales, Periconiaceae. The record is from the annotation of a GenBank genome assembly.